This is a messenger RNA of Magallana angulata, 2502 nucleotides long. RefSeq lists its product as uncharacterized. The coding region runs from base 256 to 2502 and encodes 748 amino acids. Lineage: Eukaryota; Metazoa; Mollusca; Bivalvia; Ostreida; Ostreidae. The record is from RefSeq and is a predicted model, not a curated record. The transcript has 14 exons.
AAUUUAGGGCCAGUAGUCCUUAAGAGAUUUUGCUUAAAGGGACUUGGACACGAUUUUUGCAAAUUUUCAAGUUUUCUUUCUGAUGCCUAAAAUAGUUUAAACUAAUCUAAAUGAAAUAGUAAAACAAAAAAUUUAAGUCAAAUUCAAUGCCGUAAGGAUGUACACCGAGCCUGAAAAGUUCGUAAUGUAAACAAGACUCGAGUCUUAUAGCUUGUUUACAUUUCGAUGACGAAUACAUCACGUGACUAAACAAUCAUGGCGCCGAAGCUAACACCUUCGACGAAGAAAAAAAGAAAACUCGAAAGAAUGCGACGGUAUCAUAGCCAAAAUGUUAACAUCGGAGAUGUAGUACAACAGUGGAAUGAUAUUAAGAGGGAAUUGAAGAUCGUCAGCGAUAGGACUUUUGCAGAUUUCCUUAUACAAGCAUACAAACGAACCAUUCCACCCACAACCUCUGGAGAAGUUGUGUUUGCAUCCCCUACUCAUACUGGCCCAAGCACAUCGACCCCCAUACGCCUUACUUCAAAGGGUCGAUCAGCCUUGAACAUUUCUCUUUCCACGGUUACAACAAGUACGGCCACAGAGGAAAGCACGGAGACUGCCACGGAGGGAGAGAGAGAAGAGCUGAUGGGCGUUUCUGUGCUCAGGGGAGGAACAAGUCAUGUAUCAUCAAGUGAGGUUGACAGAGAGAGCCCAAGUCCAAAGAAAAGAAAACUCCUAAAUGAGGGCUUGUCAGAGAAACAUGAACGUCCAAGACGCAGUCUACCCUUCAUACAAAUUGCCUAUGAUUUAUCAGAGCUGGGUGUACGAGAUGAUGAUGAUCCCACCUUUGAGCCAUCCCAGUUGGAGUUUUCAUUUGUAGACGAUGAAGGUACAAUAGCCGCUGAAGAAGAGAUUAUAGACUUGGCUGAGGAAGUGCACGACCUGGAGGACAGUGGGAACGACUUCGAGGAAUGUUUACCCUCAGAUUCAAAGGGAGGAAGAGCCAUUCCCCAGAAAGAAGAGGUCACAUUGGAAGAUGUUAACGAGAUAAAGUACCUGAUAUUUCAAUCGUGUUUGGCGUUACUCCUUCAAAAAUUACAUUUCAAAUUCCAUGUCAAGAGCUGCAAGGAAGAUGUCACCUACAGUAUGACUGAAAAUGGCUCUGCAGUAGCUGUUACUUGGAGAUGUGCUGCAGGUCACAAUGUAUACUAUUGGACCUCUCAGCCCCAACUACCCAAUGGAAUAUUCCUGGGAAACUUCCAAGCAUUGUCAGCAGUAACAGUGUCAGGAAAUAAUUUCACAAAGAUUGCUCUAUUUGCAAAGUUCCUGUCGUUAGGUUUCCCAACAACAAGAACUCACUCUCGAAUACAGACCAAAUAUGUGGCACCUGUUGUUGAGAAGUAUUGGGAUAAUCUCAAAUCUUCUGUUGUGGAGGAGCACAGGUCAGCAAAGGUGGUAGUGUCAGGAGAUGGUCGCAUGGACUCUCCAGGCCAUUCAGCGAAAUACUGCACAUACACAGUUAUGAACCAGGCAGACAAGAAAAUACUUGCCAUGGAGAUAAUUGACAAAAGAGAGUGCCAGUUGAAGUCGGGUAUCAUGGAAGCCGAAGGAUUCAAAAGAUCAAUUGCAUCUCUUCAAGCUCAUGGUGUUGAUGUACAAGAAAUUGUUACAGAUGCACACCCACAAAUAUCAUCCAUCAUGAAGAAGAAUUUUCCUAACAUCCGGCAUAGUUAUGAUAUGUGGCAUGGUGCAAAAAACCUUGGAAAGAAACUGGCUGCUGUAGCUUGCAGUAAAGGAAAUGAAAUUCUGAAGCCAUGGUUGAGUGAUAUAACAAAUCACUUCUUCUACUGUGCAGACACUUGUGAUGGAAAUGUUGAAAUUAUGCAGGCUAAAUGGGUGUCUGUGUUGAAUCACAUUGUCAACAAACAUUCUUGGGCUUUGGGGCAAUGUGACCAUGACCCGAUCCAAGAAGAGGAGAGAGACAAAGACUGGCUUUCUCCAAAAAGUCGUACCUAUGACGAUCUUCAGAGAUCAGUAUUGGAACCAAGAUUGUUGAAAUCCUUUCAUUACUACACUACCUGCCAAACAACUUCAGAGCUUGCAUCUUUCAAUAAUCACAUACUGAUGUAUGCGCCAAAGAGGUCAGCAUUUAGUUAUGAAUCUUACAAAUGUAGAUGCUAUUUGGCAGCAAUUGACUACACCGUGCAUUUGGAACGAGAUCCUGUCAGGGACAAAAAUGGAAACAAAGUACACAAGAGAAAAUUUUCCAAAGGUUCCAACAACUGGACAUCAGCUGAAGUCAAGGUACCAAAGACAUACUCUUACAUACCAAAGUUGAUGAUGGCCAUAGUGAAUGAAUAUUGUGGUGGAUACCAACUUAACCCUCUAGGGGCACCAACAGUAUUGUCAGAAAAAGACCCUAGAAAUAUUGCGUCAACUAUUGCUCCCAAAGAGCCACCACCAACUUCAGUGCUUGUGCAAAGUUUGAAACAUCGGAUAAAGAAGAAAGACACAAAUUAA